Aspergillus neoniger CBS 115656 is the source of this 902-nucleotide messenger RNA. RefSeq lists its product as uncharacterized. The transcript is spliced from 3 exons. Lineage: Eukaryota; Fungi; Ascomycota; Eurotiomycetes; Eurotiales; Aspergillaceae. Bases 132 to 578 code for a protein of 148 amino acids. The record is from RefSeq and is a predicted model, not a curated record.
CCGAUCUAUGCAGCAUCCCAAUUGCCUUCUAUUAAAAUAAAACUAUACCUCUCACAACCACCCCUACACCAUCCAAUUCACAAUACCUCACCCCCAAACCCAAGAAUAAUUAGACAUACUAUACAUCGAAAAUGAGCUACACAAUCACCACCCCCCCAUCUACCCUCCUCCCCCCCACCAGCGCCGCCAUGAUCUCCUUCCUGGAGAACUUCUACCGCAUCAGCGACACCGAAUCCCUGCACAACGAAUACGUGACGAAUUUCACGGAAGAUGCGACGCUCAUUAUGGGCUCGAAAGUUGCGAAGGGGUUGGAUGAAAUCCUCACCCUCCGCCAUGGCCUCUGGACCCACGUCGCACGCCGCAAACACACCCCCGAACGGGUGUAUUUCGGCGCGGAGCGAGAACUCAUGCUGUAUGGGACGGUGAGGUAUGUGCUGAGGAAGGAUGUGGAGGCUGGAAAGCCUGAUGAGGAGAUUGAGGUGCCUUGGGCUGGGAGGGUCGUGUUUGAUGAGAAGGUGGAGAAAAUGCGGUUUUAUCAGGUUUAUUUGGAUCCGACGGCGCAGGGUGGGAAGAAAUAGGUACUUAGUUGGGAUUGAGGAGUAGGUUGUGGUGUUUAGAAGGGGAGGGUAUCAAGUGUUGGAUAGAUGUAGUUGGUGGACGGGAAUUGAUUGCAAGGUGAUGGUGUAUAUAGUUGGUUCUUGUAUAUGGUUGUAUGCAUUACAUUGUUCUUAUGCUGCGGGUCUCGUUGAUGGGUUUGCAUAUAUGCUCAAAUACCUAUGUCUCUGGUGGCUGGCUUCUAGAUGGGCUCUAUACAUCUAAUCGGGAGAGGAAAUCUAGGCAAAAUUCUACACCAUGUAUGAAUUGUCCUUUAUGCCCGCAGGAACAACCAAUUGAUCGAUAAA